AUGGGGGACUUCGCGCCGCACGGGUCGCAGGGAGGCGGCUUCGGCGGACCCGCACAGGGCGCGCAGAUGGAGUUCAUGAGCUUCGGCUCCGAUUACAACUCCCAGAAGUCGCAGUACUCGGCGUACGGCGGCAACGGCGGCGGCGGCGGCGCCGGCGGCGGGGGGGGCGGAGGAUGGGGCGGUCCCCCCGCGGGGAGCGGGGGAGGCGGCUGGGGCGCCGCGUUCGGAGGCGGCGGGACCCCGGACUUCACCGGCGGCCCCGAGCUUGACGAGCCCCCGCUGCUCGAGGAGCUCGGCAUCGACCCGGGGCAGAUCGUCCGCCGAACGAUCGCCAUGCUCAACCCGAUGGGCCGCGCGGACGACAACGCGGGCGACGAUGAUCUCGCGGGCCCGCUCCUCUUCGCGUUUCUCAUGGGCGCGCUGCACUUGCUGCGAGGGCGCGUGCACUUCGGGUACAUCCUCGGCUGGUUCACGCUGAGCACGAUGGCGAUGUACUGGCUGCUGAACCAGCUGUCGGCGCACGGCGAGGGGAUCGAGCUGUACCGGACGGGCAGCGUGGUGGGCUACUGCAUGCUGCCCAUGUGCUUACUCGCCGCGCUCGCCGUCGCGUUGCCCGGGGGGCUCGUCACGGGCGUCGUGGCGGGCGUGCUGGUGACAUGGUGCACGAGCAAGGCGACGGCGCAGUUCAUGCGGUCGCUGCCGCAGAGCAGCGAGGGAAAGAGACUGGUGGUGGCGUAUCCGUGCUUCACGCUGUACUGCCUCUUCGCGCUCCUCUCCGUGUUUUAA
Molecule: messenger RNA, 786 nt
Organism: Micromonas commoda
Lineage: Eukaryota; Viridiplantae; Chlorophyta; Mamiellophyceae; Mamiellales; Mamiellaceae
Exons: 2
Coding region: 1-786 (261 amino acids)
Biological process (GO): endoplasmic reticulum to Golgi vesicle-mediated transport; vesicle fusion with Golgi apparatus
Cellular component (GO): trans-Golgi network; membrane
Source: RefSeq, a predicted model, not a curated record